This is a messenger RNA of Alternaria atra, 1665 nucleotides long. RefSeq lists its product as uncharacterized. The transcript has 2 exons. The record is from RefSeq and is a predicted model, not a curated record. The coding region runs from base 1 to 1665 and encodes 554 amino acids. Lineage: Eukaryota; Fungi; Ascomycota; Dothideomycetes; Pleosporales; Pleosporaceae. Gene Ontology annotation, molecular function: transmembrane transporter activity. Gene Ontology annotation, biological process: transmembrane transport.
AUGGAUAUCGAGAAAGCUUCCAGUGCCCAAACUACCUUGACCCCAGUCAGCAUCGCUAUUGGUGACGACGAGCAGGCUCGGACGAACACUGAGUCUGGUACCACUAUAGUAGGGCCUACUACAGCGCCUAGCAUUGCAACAUGGAAACUCGUGUCGUUAUAUAGCAGUAUUUGCAUCGGCCUAUUCCUAUCGUUCCUGGACACAUCGAUUAUCGCAACUGCCAUCUACACCAUCGGGGUCGAAUUCCACUCCCUAUCCAAGGCCAACUGGAUCGCCUUGUCCUACACCCUUGCGUACGUUGGCUGUACUGCCAUCUUCGCAAGCCUUUCAGACGUGGUUGGUCGUCGCAAUGCCUACGUCGCCGCCUUUGUGAUCUUCCUGGCUUUCUCACUCGGCUGUGGCUUUGCUCAGAAUCUCGACCAGCUCAUAGCUAUGCGUGCGCUACAGGGAGUGGGCGGCUCGGGCCUGUAUUCAGUGGGCUUCGUCGUCCUUACUGAGACUGCCUCGCCGCGUAUGUCUCGGAUGAUUGGCGCUUUGGCAGGAGCCAUUAUCGCGAUAUCCGGCAUCUUGGGUCCUGUACUAGGUGGUGUCAUAACCAACUACACGACCUGGCGAUGGAUUUUCUGGUUAAACGCUCCCGUUGGCAUCAUCCCGUUAAUACUUUUCAUCACUGUGUGGCCCGACAAGACUCAAAUCCGAGGCUUUCAGCGCCGCGGAUUUAAGCAGAUCGAUAUUCUAGGUUUCCUUCUCUUGAUUGCCUCUUCAGUGCCUUUCGUGAUUGCUUUCCAGCAAGCCGGAAUCCACGUCCUUCUGGACAGUUCCAUCUGGAAGUCUGCCCUCUUUGUCGCCCCGCUAGUCGUUGGAGUGCUGUGCUUCGUCGCACUUUUCGCCUGGGAAUGGUUCGUUGCAAGGCGUUGGCCGGACACAAUAGGCGCACUCUUCCCAAUGCGACUAGCUAAAAACAGAGUCUACAUGUCUGCAGUCACAGCAACGAUGUUGACAGGGUUUCCUUAUUUCUUCAUCGUAUAUUCGCUGCCAACGCGGUUCCAGGUGGUUAACGGGAAAAGUGCUAUUGCGUCAGGUAUAGCUCUACUACCAAUGCUUGGUGCUUCUGCUGUUGGGACGACUAUCGCUGGUGCGGCUUCGAGUAAGAAGAACAACACGUUUGCUAUCAACGUCAUUGGAGCUGCCCUUAUGCUGGUUGGAACAGCAUCUCUGUCCACACUAGACAAUACUGUGGCCCCACAAGCUCGAGCCUAUGGGUUACAGGUUUUCCUCGGCUUUGGGUUUGGCUUAACAGUUAGUAACUCAACUUUGCUUGCUAUUCUUGAGGCUGAGCUGCGCGAUCGAAGUGUCGCGCAAGGCGUCAUGGCUCAGGUGCGCGUGCUAGGAGGAAGCAUCGGUAUCGCUGCAUCAACAGCUAUCCUGGGUGUCAAACAACGUCAGCAGCUGCUGGAUCCGAUGGUUGUCAGUGCUGCGCAAUUGGAGUCACUUGCCGGGUCUAUACGGACUCUCUCGCCAGAGAAAGUCUUGGCCAUUCGCCAAGCAUACACGGAUGCAUUCAACGAGACUCUUGUCGUUUGCUCUGUCGUCAGUGGUGUGGCUCUCCUUGCGAGUCUUGCAGCGUGGCGAAAGCAACCUACCACUAUGUGGACUAGAGAAUAG